This is a messenger RNA of Poeciliopsis prolifica (blackstripe livebearer), 1982 nucleotides long. It is a transcript of the gene dbr1, whose product is annotated as debranching RNA lariats 1. The coding region runs from base 150 to 1775 and encodes 541 amino acids. The transcript has 9 exons. The record is from RefSeq and is a predicted model, not a curated record. Gene Ontology annotation, biological process: mRNA splicing, via spliceosome. Gene Ontology annotation, cellular component: nucleus. Gene Ontology annotation, molecular function: RNA lariat debranching enzyme activity. NCBI's taxonomy places the organism in Eukaryota, Metazoa, Chordata, Actinopteri, Cyprinodontiformes, Poeciliidae.
CUGCGCAUGCGCGUUGAAUGGUAAAACGCAAGGUGGGAAAAUUCGUUCUAUCGCUUUCAACUGUGGAUUAGUAACAAAAUCAUGUGUUUUGAAGGAAAUUAGAACCUCUAUGGAGACCAGUAACCGCCUCAGCUAAAACUUGAUUCACCAUGAAGAUCGCAGUAGAAGGCUGUUGCCACGGCGAGCUGGACAAGAUUUAUGAGACCAUCGAGUAUCUGGAGAAGAAGGAGUCGAUCAAAGUGGAUCUGCUGCUCUGCUGUGGAGACUUCCAGGCGGUGCGGAAUGAGGGAGACUUGAAGUGCAUGGCGGUGCCUGCCAAGUACCGGACUAUGCAGACAUUUUACAAGUAUUACUCUGGAGAGAAGAAGGCUCCAAUUCUCACCAUCUUUAUCGGAGGGAACCAUGAGGCUUCCAACCACCUGCAGGAGUUGCCGUACGGAGGCUGGGUUGCUCCAAACAUUUAUUACCUUGGUUAUGCUGGUGUCGUCCGCUAUAAAGGGAUCAGGAUCGGUGGCCUGUCUGGAAUCUAUAAAUCACACGACUACAGAAAGGGUCGCCACGAAUUUCCUCCGUAUAAUCCCGAAACGCUCCGGAGUGUGUACCACAUCAGGAAUAUGGAGGUGUUUAAACUGAAACAGAUCCAGAUGCCCAUAGACAUUUUCAUGAGCCAUGACUGGCCUCGAAAAAUCUACCACUAUGGAAACACGGAAGAUCUGUUGCGGAAGAAGAAGUUCCUGCGGUCGGAAGUGGAGACCAACACACUGGGAAGUCCGGCUGCUGAGGAGCUGUUGGCCCAUUUGCAGCCCAGCUUCUGGUUCUCUGCACAUCUCCAUGUAAAGUUUGCUGCUGUCAUUCAGCAUCCACCUAAGGGCAACGCAGCCCCACGUGUCACCAAGUUCCUGUCUCUGGAUAAAUGUCUCCCCUACAGAGAGUUUUUGCAGAUUGUUGAUAUUCCAGACAGAUCGAGUUCAUCUGAAGGUCUGGAAUAUGACCCAGAGUGGUUUGCUGUUCUAAAAGCCACCAACAAUUUACAGGUGACCACUCCUCAGCGCUGGAACCCCCCAGAGAAUAACGGCUUGCACGAACGGUGGGACUUCAGAGCUUCGGAGGCGGACAUGAUGCUGGUGAUGGAGGAUCUCAGCGGGGAACUCGGCAUUCCAGACAACUUCAGCCGAACCGUCCCGCCGUACGACCCCGGCCACCCCCAGCCACACGCCCCCCCGAGCUACAACACCAACCCACAAACGACAGAGCUCUGCGCCAAGCUGGGCCUCACAGACAUCUACUGUAAGGUCGGACAGAGAGGCGACGACGCAGGCAGGUCCCAGAGCGCCACCAGGGGAGACGAGGAUGAGGAUGAAAGUCUGGAUGAACCCAGCGAGUAUCCCACGGAUACUUCAGGGUUGUCCAGUUCUUUCAACCCUGAUGAGAUCACCAUCGAAGACGAGUGGGAAGAAGAAGAGGAGGAGGAAGGAACAAAGGCGGACAUGCCCUCAGAUACCCACACCCCCAAUUGGUUGGUCCUGCCAGAGCCCAAAUCUACCGUCUCCCCCUCCGUCCUGAUGGACCCGCCACCCCCCUCCCACUCUACCCCCAGAACUCCUCCCACUCAGCCGGAGGGCGAACAGGAAGGACGAUGCGGUGACGAGGAGGCCGCCACUCGCAUCCUGAAGCGGGGCAGCGGCGAAGCGGGAAGCAGGAACACGACUCCGAGAAUCAAACGCAGGAACCAGGUCAUUUACCAGACCACGGACGAUGAUGAGUGCGAGGGUUAGAACGCAGGAAGCGGACUUCUUUAUUAAGAUGUCUUUUUAUGUGUUUUAAACAGAGUUGAAUCAUUUUAGAAAACAGGUUGAAUUUCAGUUAUUUUUGGUAAUAGGAAAUUCUAAUUUAAUGGCAAAGAUUAAAGAAGCUGAAAAUGUCUUUUGUUUAUUUGUUUGUUUGUUUUUUAAAUAAUCCACCAUUAAAACUAAAAACGUUAA